Cheilinus undulatus (humphead wrasse) is the source of this 5860-nucleotide messenger RNA. RefSeq names its product trafficking protein, kinesin binding 2 (gene trak2). Gene Ontology annotation, molecular function: GABA receptor binding. The record is from RefSeq and is a predicted model, not a curated record. Gene Ontology annotation, biological process: anterograde axonal transport of mitochondrion; neurogenesis. Lineage: Eukaryota; Metazoa; Chordata; Actinopteri; Labriformes; Labridae. The transcript is spliced from 17 exons. Gene Ontology annotation, cellular component: dendrite. Bases 272 to 3292 code for a protein of 1006 amino acids.
UCGCGCUGUGAUGACGCGCAGCUGGGUCUCCCUCCCUCGCUCCCUUCCCCUCUAUUGUUAGAGGUUUUGGUGAAGGGGUUGACGGGCACCGUGUGUACCACUGGGAUUGCCCAUGCUGUGGAUUAUUAUUGAUAUAGGGUAAAGGUGUGUGCAGGCACCACCUUUCAAUGCAGGAACAGGAUGUGAUGUACCAGCAGUAGUGGCUGCUGAUUUCUGUCCAGCUUUGUGUUUGCAAGCGGGGAUCCGUCCCCUCUUGCACCAAGGACAGGACAUGUUUGAAGCCAAACCCCGGGCUGUGGAGAAGAAAGAGUCGAGCACUGAGACAGAUGAGGGGCUGGGCAGCAGCGGGAGGCACUACGGCUCGCUGGGCUCCAGCUCAGCUUGCUCGGUCUACCUGUCAGACAGCCAGGACUGGGCCGUCUCCCCGAGCUGCUCUCCAGAUGAAGCCCCCGGCCAGCACAGCGCCAUCUCCCCCAUGCUGGCCGAGGAGACUUUCCGCUACAUGACGUAUUUUGCUUUGGAGCCCUCCUCUUAUUCCCACCCUGGCUCUCAGAGCCUCUCCAAAGUUCUUAGCGCUGAUCGUGUGGAGCAGAUGACAAAGACCUACAAUGACGUGGAAGUGGUCACACACCUUCUGGCAGAGCGGGACAGAGACUUGGAGCUGGCCGCUAGGAUUGGUCAAUCACUACUGCACAGGAACCACCUGCUGCAGGAACGUAAUGAGGCCUUAGAGGAACAGCUAACACAGGCCUUGGACCAGGUUCACCAGGUGCAGCAUGAGCUCAGUAAGAAGGAUGAACUGCUGCGGAUGGUGGCCAGUGCCUCGGAGGAGAGCGAGACGGACUCCAGCGUGUCCACGCCGCAGCAGCAGCCUCAGCCAGUGGGACUAGCCACCGCUGCUGCAGCGCUCAGCCAGCUUGAGUCACUGCAGAGCAAGCUGCAGGAGCUGGAGGAGGAGAACCUCGUGCUGAGAUCUGAGGCAUGUCAGCUGAAAAGAGACACCAUCAGUUAUGAGGAGAAGGAGCAGCAGCUAGUGAGCGACUGUGUCAAGGAGCUCCGCGAGUCAAACGGCCAGAUCGUGUCUCUAACAGACGAGCUGUCGAAGAAGAAUGAAGAGCUGCUCAGACAUCAGGAGGAAAUCGCUCAGCUGCUCUCUCAGAUAGUGGAACUACAACACAGAGUGAAGGAGCUGGCUCUGGAGAAAGAGGAGCUGAGGAUCCACUUGCAGGCUUCCAAAGAUGCUCAGAGACAGCUCACAGCAGAGCUGAAAGAGUUGUCAGACCGGAAUGCGGAGUGUGUGGAGAUGCUCCAUGAAUCCCAGGAGGAGAUCAAAGAGCUGCGCAAUAAAAACACUCCUUCUGCUGGGAUGAGAAGGCACCUCUCCUACGGCCUCUACCCCAUGGACUCUUUGGCUGCAGAGAUCGAGGGCACCAUGAGGAGGGAGCUGAGUGUUGAGGAAGAGACCGCCUUUAAGGACCAAAGAGUAUCCCAAAAACGAGUAUUCCAAACAGUCCGCUCCAUCAACGCCUCAGCAUCACGUCCACCCUCAGCCACGCCCCCAAUCCCGGGCUCAGGUCAGAGCUCCUUGGUCAUGACUGCACAGCCUUUCCAGUCCAAUCAGGGGGAGGAGGUGCGUCUAGGACAGCCUGGAUCUCCAGGAGGAAACGACCUGACCAGAGCACUCCACCGCCUCUCCCUGAGAAGACAGAACUUCCUGUGCGAGCGUCAGUUCUUCCAGGCAGAGCGAGAGAAGAAGCUGCAGGCACUGGCGGACGGAGAGGGCAGUGGCUACAGCUCGCCGAUGGGCAGCGUGGUCUCGUCUUUCUCCAACCUGUCAGAGCUGUCGUUCAGCUCCAGCGUUUUCAAAACCUUCCUGCCUGAGAAGCUUCAGAUCGUCAAACCCAUGGAAGGUUCCCUGACCCUCCAUCACUGGCAGCAGCUGGCAAAACCCCACCUAGCCACCAUCCUGGACCCCCACCCUGGAGUGGUAACCAAAGGCUUCUGCCCCCUAGCUCAGGAUGCAGUAUACCGCCUGUCUGACAUGGAGGAGGACGAGGAGGAUGAAGAGCUCAGAAGGAUCAAUGACAUAGAGAAAGGGGCAGCAGAGCGUGGAAAAGACGAGGAGGAUGAAGAAGAAGAGGAAGUUGGGAUCACCUUUAAGGUGCACUGCACAUCAACGCCGGAGGACAGGAGAGACAGGAAGCUGUCGGUGUCGCCUCUACCUGUCCUACCUGUCCCACCUCUCUCCCCUACGUCACCUGGGAUUUCUGCCUCUUCCUCAUCUGUCAGAUCAGACUUCAGGCCUGUCGGUGAGACCUCCAGCCUGCCAGCUCAACCCAUUCCAGCCUGUACAGCAGCGGUCCAAUCACAGAGUUCCACCUCAACAUCAACAACAACAACAACUUCCUCUGUCCAAAAUCCAGGGAAGUGUCAGAGCUCCACCUUCUCCACGUACACCUUCACAACCUGUCGCAUCCUUCACCCUAGUGACAUCACACAGGUCACCACAAGCUCUCAGUCAUCCAUCAUGGCCAACACACCCAGCUCCAUGAGGACAGGUCCCAGCACCCCUGUAACUCCCUGCAGACUGAGUCUCGGUGACUCCUUCCCCCCUCGGCGCUCCCCUGUGCCCCCCAGUGGCUUGGCAAAACUAGUCCUGGAGAGGGGAAUUUCUGCACAAGUCUCCACCGAAACCCCUCCUCCAUCCCCAAAACCCACACUCCGACAGCCCCUCUUCCGCCUCCUCCCUAGCACGCCCCCUAACUCACCCUCCCACUCACCCUCUCCCUCCCCUGUGCCCACAGAAUCCCGCCAGCACUCAGCCGAUAAUUUCCUAGCUUCGCGACCGGCUGAGCUUUUCCUCCAGGACGUUUAUGGGUUAAAUCUCGGCCGUGCUCCACAUCCCGACCUACCAAGCCCCAACCAGGAAACCCCAGGCCUUGUCCAGUCCCCUAAGCCAGGCCGAGUCCGGCCUGACCAGGGUAACGUCGGUCUUGUGGAGAGGUUGCGCCAGAUGGGUUUCACCAAGGUGCUUCAGGGUGCAGAGUCAGACACGUCAGUGCAACGCCAGGAUUCUGCAACUUUUGUGUCAACAGGAGGGGGAAGCCUAUUGGACGGCUUGAGGCGCAACCAGAGCCUCCCUGCUAUGAUUGGUGCCCGAGCAGGGAGGUCGUCCAGUAUGCCAACACCUCCUCAACAUCCUACCACUCUUGCCCUCCCUCCACCACCAUGGGGGAACCUCAAAGAGCGGCGACGGCACCUUGGCUCCGUCUCGAGUUCAACCAAACGCUGAAAUAAAGAGGCAAUAGGAACAGACUCUAGAACUUGAAUUUCCUCCACCAUCCUCCUUCUUUUCUGCCUUUUUGGAGAGAGGAGUCAGGGCAUCUGGUGGAACGAACAAUCCCUCCUUUUUACGACUUUAUUUUAAAGCACAAUUUAACUAAACUGACUGUUUUUAGCGAUACUGCAGUGUCUAUGUGUAGAUGUGAGUAGUUACUGAGGCCUUAGUUUGCCUCUGAGCAGCUCUAGGUACCUUCUGAGUCAUGUAUGAACUAGGUUAUGUAGUUUCCUGUGAGACUCUGGAUGCUCUUGUAGAGGAAUUAGUAAGGGACGAAUUGUAAGUGGACGAAGGUUUGUGGAUGUGUCUAGGAAAUCAGUUUGAGCUAAUGUAAUGUAUAAAAAGGUCUUGUAUGUUUAUGUCAAAAGAGAAAGAAAGUGAAAAGAAGGACAGAGCAUCCAGAGUUUUGCUUCUAAGGGCUUGUUCUGUGUAGGUUUGGAAAGCUUUAGAUGGAAAUAGAACAGCAUCAUCUGCAAAGAAAAUCACAGACAGAAGAGAAGGGAUUCUACAUGCUUUUGUGACUUGAGGACUAAGUGCUAGCUGGCUUAACGGAAUACUGCCAGGCUAAUCUUGUAGUCAGACCGUGCUAUUAACAUGCCAGUAUUAAUAUUAUAAGGAUUUUACUGUCAUAACACGGAUGUCUGGUGACCGUCCAUGUGCUCUCCUCUUCUUGCUCGUGUGUGCAUGACACAUCAAAAGCAACCUACGGGUCCCAGCAUGCACCUGUCGGCAGACAGGUAGGGUCGAACUGAAGGCAAAAUCAGAUCCCAAGCAAAGAUGGUCUGUUAUUUCUUUCAGGUCCAUGCAUUUUGUGUGUUUUAUUGUAUGAGGCCUUAAGUAGAAGCCAGCACUGUUCUGAUUAAGCUCCUGUGAAGCCAUUUUGUAUAUAUUUGUUGCACUCAGUGGAAUUUGGAGGUUUUUCAUUUGAGGAUCACCGCUUGGUUGGAAGCAGCUCAACUUUGAGCCCUUAAAAGAAAAAAAUAGGAAUUUUAUUAUUUCAGUGUGUAGCCAACAUUUUCUUAGGCCAGUGGAGCUUUGAAGUUUGGGCUAUAAAGAGGGAAAUUUAUUAACACAUUAAUUUAAAUGUAAAACUCACAUUCAGGUUUUUCUAGUAGUUGUUUUUUAUUUAAGGCUCCUGUAAGAAACGUUGGUUUAUGUUGAUUUUGGCACCCUCUGUGGACAAUUUGGUACCAAGCAUUGUGCUGUACAUGUAUGUUUUUUUAAGCAACAAUUAAGUCUGUUUUGGCACCUACCCCCCAUCACAGCAUUUCUUUUAGCAUUAAAUAUAACCGCCCAGAAACACUCCAUCUUUAUGCUGAUGAUCACCUUUACUCUCAUUGCUCACAAAGAGCCACCACUCCCUUUUUUUUGCUCUUUCUUUAUAACCAGUUAAAAUUCCUUACAGGAGCUUUAAAAUGUAGCCAGCGGAUGGGAGGGCACCCAUAGAAAAUCAAGAAGCGUGGUUAACCCUGCAUACUCCUGUGUUGCAUACUAUGUUAAUGAAGCUUUAUGCUUGACCCCCGUGAUCCUUAAACCUUAAGUGAUGCCAUACCUGACACACACCUGUCCAACCAGAGCCUCCGAAUCAGACAACGCACUUUUAUUUUUUAUAAUGUUUUACUGACACCGCUGUUUGGAGUUUAUUGGUUCUAACAUAUUUGAGAAAUUUUUUGCUUAAGUGUGCCUGUUUGAACUAUGUCAGCUAAUAUUUUCACGUAAGCUUUUAAUUUAUGUAGCACGUUUAGUUUUGCUUAAUUUGCCUCACAAGGGAAUUCAAACAAGCCAAAUGUUUUAUUAUGAAGAAUUGGAAUACUCUAGUUUACUCAUGUUCAGGUGUGGUGCAGUUUGUACUAAGCUUUGCCAUAUUUAUUAAAGGAAGAAAAGCUACUGCUUUAUUAUUCGUUGUAGGAUUGGAUAGUGGAAAAGAAGGCAUGUAAAGGCUGUUGAUGUCUUUUAGAUCAGUUGUAGAUGUCAUAUCCACUGCAUUUGAAAAGCAGACGGUUCAGGUUUCUUUCCUUUUUUGGCUCAAGUGUAAAAUGUCCUGUGAAUUCUUGUGCCUCCCUUCCAAGAUCAUGAUCCUCUAUAAAGUACUCAUGGCUUUUAUUCAGUUGCCUCUUUUUUAAAAUAAAGCAUUGGAAAUAAAGCCACUGACUGGUUAACUUUUACUCAUGCAUGCAAAAACCCUUGCCCCUAAAUCCCACACAAAAUAGAAUCCAACCACAUUUUAUUUAAUGAAUCACAAGUUAACAUUUCAGUGAAAUUUGCUAGACAUGUCCGUAACUGAAAAAAAAACAACAAAAAAACAGUCGUAGUAUCAUACCCUCAGGCUUUUUCUGAAGUUUUUUGGUGUGAAAGCUAGAACCACAAAGCAGUCUGCCAUGAUGUAAUCCCAAAACCUAUGGGGGGCAUCUGAGAAUGUCUUGGCUCAAAAUUAAGUCUAUCAUUAGCAUUUAGCUUGCUGACAAUGUUCAGGUACUGUACCCAAGAACUGGAAAUUUUGAGGUGGUAUGGCCAUAUUUAAAG